Molecule: messenger RNA, 657 nt
Organism: Thlaspi arvense
Lineage: Eukaryota; Viridiplantae; Streptophyta; Magnoliopsida; Brassicales; Brassicaceae
Source: the annotation of a GenBank genome assembly
AUGAAUGAUUCUUGUGAUAGUACUAUCAAUAAUGGAGUUGAUAAUAAAGACUUGUCUUCAUCAAACAAAAACACUAGUUCACGUCAAAACAGCGGCUCCAACAAAGGUCAAUGGGAGAGAAGGCUUCAGACAGAUAUAAACAUGGCUAAACAAGCUCUUUGUGAUGCCUUGUCUCUUGACAAACCACAAAACCCUACUAAUUUCUCUAUUGCCGAUCUUGGUUAUGGUUCAUCAUCUUCUUCUUCCUCUAUCACCACCACCACCACCACCACAAGCAACACUAAUCCAUACCCAUCUGGUGUCUACGCUUCAAGCGCUGAGAACAUCGCUCGUUUGCUUCAGAACUUCAUGAAAGACACACCAAAGACGACCUUGUUGCCCUUGGCAGAUGCAGCCACCGAGAGGGCUAUCACCACGGCGGCUUCGAGCCCUAGCACGACUGAAGAAGGCGGAGAAGGGUUUGAUCAGACUCUAUUCAGCUUCAACCCCAUGGAUGAAGUUGAAGACAAGCCCAAGCUAAUAGAUCAUGACAUUAAUGGUCUAAUUACACAAGGGUCUCUUUCGUUGUUUGAGAAAUGGCUCUUUGAUGAGCAAAGCCAUGACAUGAUCACUAAUAACAACAACAUGUCAUUAGAAGGUCAAGAAGUGUUGUUCUAG